AAUUGCGUCCAAUGACGAUGCGCCCUGAACCGCCUCUUCCAAUCCUGCCGUUGUUGCUAUUACUACUCUGAGACGCGUUGCUAUCCCAGAAUUCUCACGAGAACUCGCGGGGCUAUUUUCUAAUUCGCGCUUUAAAAGAAAAAAGAAAAAGUGGGGAGCGGCUUCUGACGACAUCAAACAGCGCCGAGUGUUCUACGAAGGAAGGAUUAGAUUCUUAUCUUUUCCGCCCUCUUUGAAACCCGGCAGCUGUAGGGCCUCAGUUGCAUGAUUCUGUUCUGUUUCAGAAGAGGCCAUAUUUUCAUUAUGUCGGGAAGCUACUAUUUUGUAAUUGUAGGUCACCAUGAUAAUCCUGUAUUUGAAAUGGAAUUUCUACCAGCUGGUAAAGUAGAAUCUAAGGAUGACCAUCGCCACUUGAAUCAGUUCAUAGCUCAUGCUGCUCUUGACCUAGUAGAUGAAAACAUGUGGUUAACAAAUAAUAUGUACUUGAAGACUGUGGAUAAAUUUAAUGAAUGGUUUGUUUCUGCCUUUGUCACUGCAGGCCAUAUCCUUUUUUGUUGCAAUGCUAUAAGAAGAACAUUUCAGAAUAGAGAUGGAAAGCCUAUGGCCUUCCAAAUGUUCCUAAACUACAAUUUUCCACAUUUCUUGCCAUGGUUGGGCAGUGGUUAGAAUGCAGUACUGCAGGCUACUGCUGCUGGCUGCUGGCAGUUGACUUGGCCUUCCAUCCUUCCAAGGAGUGCAAAGUUGAAGGUGAAAUCUGCGCCCAAGAGGUCUCAGAGGUACUCCGAACACCCGUUUCAGCUCGUCCACAUGGAUUUGGUGGGUCCAUUCGCACCUUCCGUGGGUAAGAGACGGUACUUUCUUACCAUAGUAGAUGACCAUAGCAGAUUUGGAUUCGUUUUUCCCCUAAUGUCUAAAAGUGAAACGUUGACUAAGUUUAAGGAAUUUUGUAACUUAGUCCAGAACCAGCACAAGGUCAGAGUUAAGAAAAUCUUAACUGACAGAGGAACUGAAUUUAAUUCAAAUCAGUUCUCCAGCUGGUUGAGGAGUAAGGGCAUAGUCCACUUACGCACCGUGCCUUACUCUAAGUUUCAAAAUGGCAUCGCAGAACAGCGCAGCGACGUAUUACAAACAAUGAUGCGGUGCGCCCUAGAGGAUUCCGGACUAGACUUCGCGUACUGGGUAGAAGCAGUUAGAUACGCGAAUUACACCUUGAACCGAGUGUGGUCUAGCGUGGUGCAGAAGACCCCAUACGAGGUGCUAUACGGCCAUAAGCCUAGCUUGGCACACCUCCAUGUUUUCGGAGUGAUGGCCGAUGUUCAUGUCCCGAAGGAGAUUAGGAGAAAGGGAGACCGGAUCUCUGUUAAACUGAGAUUCGUUGGUUAUGAGCAGGGCUCCAAGGCAUUUAGGUUUGCCUACCCUAACGGAAAACUGAUGAUAUCAAGGUCUGCCACCUUUCACGAAGGGGCCAAUUGGAGUAAGAUCCAUGCCAAUGAGAUUCUUACUCGGAACCCUUCCCGUAGUUGUCGUAGGCAAUCGGAGGAUGUAUCGGAGAACCUAUCCGAUGAUAGGGAUACAUCUGGUUCUGGGAAGCGUGGAACCCAGACACCCUUGAAAGGGAUAUUGAAGCAUAAGAUGGGGGUAGCCAGGAAGGAUAGGCACCCAGCUUCUGAGACGCAUAGUGAUAGUCACGAGGUAGAUGACUCAUCGGACGACUCUGAUGUCAGUGACACGCCCAGAGGCAGACCAGUUAGGGCUACUAGAGGCAAUAAGCCUAGGAGGUACGACGACUUUGUUACCUCAGUCGACCAGGUUUUGGCCACCCCUCAGAGAUAUGAGGAUGUGCUGGCCUUACCUGACCAUGAACGACAGAAGUGGCUGGCCGCCAUGGAUACAGAACUAGACAGCCUGAAAAGGCUGGAUGUAUUCAUGCCAACAAGAUUGCCCAAGGACAAGAGGGUGAUCGGCACUAGGUGGCUUUUCAAGCAAAAGCCCAUUGAAGGUGGGGGCUUUGUCUAUAAAGCGAGACUAGUAGCACAGGGAUUCUCGCAGAGAUUCCCUGACGAUUAUGAGGACACCUUCUCGCCCACGGUGCGUCCUGAGAGCAUGAGAACAGCUCUCAUCAUCGCUACCAUGCGAGGCGAACAUGUAUAUCAGUUCGAUAUUCAGACCGCGUACCUGCACGCCCAGUUAGACAAAGAGCUGUACGUGAGGAUUCUUCAGGGAGUAAGCCAUCGGGAAGACGAUGUGUGGUUGUUGAACAAGAGCCUAUAUGGCUUAAAACAGUCUGGUAAACGAUGGUACGAGUGUCUCACAAAAAGCCUGAGAGAGAUGGGCUUUUUACCAUCGUCGGCUGACGAGUGUGUUUUUGUCAAGGAAGAUCAGGGCAUUAGGGAAACGAUACUGUUGUACGUUGAUGACAUCCUAUAUAUUUGCAGAUCAGAGAACAGGCAUAAGAAGUUCUCUGAGGACCUAAGUAAGAGUUUCGCCUUAAAACCAUUAGGUCACAUUAGCAAAUUUUUAGGGGUGCAAUUCGUAAAAACCGAGAAGGGGUUUCGGCUCUCUCAAGAAGAUAAAAUUAAGGAAUUGCUUAAAAAGUGUAGCAUGGUAGAGGCGAAGCCAUGCGAUACCCCUAUGGCAACAGACUUCCUUAAGAAUAUGUACACUGAGAGCACGGAGUUUGAGGAUAAGACCCUUUACAAGUCCGUGAUUGGGUUGUUGUUGUACAUUGCAAGAUGUGAUUGUUUAGAUGCUACAUAUUAUCAUGUUUGGUGGACCUGUAAGAAAGUUAAGGCUUUUUGGAUAAAAAUUUGGUGGGUUAUGCAGAAUGUUUUGAAGAAAAAAGAUCAAUUUUCUCCACAACUGUUUUUAUUGGGUAUAGUUAAGGGUUUUACUUCGGGUGAAACAAAGUUGAUAUUGUACAUGAUAACAGCUGCGAGAUUAUUGAUAGGUAAAUACUGGAAAAAUGAAGCUUUGCCCACGAUCGAGGAAUGGACUUUGAAGAUGGCCAGUUUUGCAGAGAUGGCGAAGAUUUCGGCAUAUUUAAAAGAUUGUUUACAAGAGACUUAUGAAUGGAAAUGGAAAAAGUGGAUAGAUUAUGUUCAGAACAAAUAUCAAACCAGGAAGUAUCAAAUAGUUUUUAUUUGAAAAUGUUAUAUUAAGAUAGAAAUAUUUUAAUGUAAUGAAGAUGAAAAAUUAUAAGGGGGAGGGAGGGUUUCAAGUUUUAUACA
Pantherophis guttatus is the source of this 3227-nucleotide messenger RNA. The record is from RefSeq and is a predicted model, not a curated record. Lineage: Eukaryota; Metazoa; Chordata; Lepidosauria; Squamata; Colubridae.